Molecule: messenger RNA, 427 nt
Organism: Notothenia coriiceps (black rockcod)
Lineage: Eukaryota; Metazoa; Chordata; Actinopteri; Perciformes; Nototheniidae
Product: polypeptide N-acetylgalactosaminyltransferase 18
Exons: 3
Biological process (GO): protein O-linked glycosylation
Cellular component (GO): Golgi apparatus
Molecular function (GO): polypeptide N-acetylgalactosaminyltransferase activity
Source: RefSeq, a predicted model, not a curated record
AUGGAGAUCUACCCCGAUAAGAAGAGAACCAGAGUCGUAGGACCGGAGACCCAGAAGAGCCCUCAGAGGGGCGGGGAAGACGCUGCCCCUCCCCCAGACUCCUCCAGAGACUCUUCCGAGCUGUUCGGACACUGGGGUCACGACCUCGGCCCCGAGAGUCAGAGGGUGGCCCUCAGGAAGUUCCGUUACUAUGGCUACAACGGCUACCUUAGUGACCGCAUCUCCCUCACCCGGUCCAUCCCAGAUUUACGACCGGACGGGUGCAGGAACAUGUCUUAUUCAUCAGAUCUACCUCAGCUCAGUGUCAUCUUCAUCUUUGUGAACGAGGCCUUGUCCGUGCUGCUGCGCUCAAUCCACACAGCCAUCCUGAGGACCCCCCCCCACCUGCUCAGAGAGAUCGUACUGGUGGACGACCACAGUGACAGCC